Molecule: messenger RNA, 936 nt
Organism: Miscanthus lutarioriparius
Lineage: Eukaryota; Viridiplantae; Streptophyta; Magnoliopsida; Poales; Poaceae
Source: the annotation of a GenBank genome assembly
AUGGUUAGCUCUGCACUGAGGCGGUGUCUCCCGUCCCGUGCCUCUCUCCAUCAUGCCUUUCCUCCCCACCUGCCGCCCGCCGCUGCCAGCGCCUUCCGUCGCUCAUUCCAGUCCAGGGAUGGCGAGACUAUGGACGAAUUCGAAGAACGGCUGUUUGGGAGGAAGGGCACAGAUGAAGGAUCACUCUACGCGAAGCUUGAUAGGGCUGAGAACGCUGGUAGGAGAUACAAUAUGGGCUCUGGGAUGGGUGGUUUCACUGGGUUCAGUGACAGGAGCAGAUCUGGGUCGUCCAUGGGUGGUUUCCCUGGGUUCGGUGACAGGAACAGCUCUGGUUUCCCUGGGUUUGCUGCAUCUGGCGACAGGAGCAGCUCUGGGUUGAUGGGUGGUUUUGAUUCUUUGCACGAUGGCUUAAGUGAUAAGCUUGCUAAUGUGGCACGCAACAUCCAAAUGGAGGAGGAGGAGGAGGACGACGACGACGACGGCGGCGACUGGGAAGAUGAUUUUGAGUUCAGGUCUGAUGUGCCGUAUAAGCGAGGUUCGACAUAUUCUGUUCGGGACCUUGACCUUAGAAGACCUGCAGCCGCAAAGAACCCUCCUAGACCACAGUUUGAAACAACUACAGCGGAGGUUUUGAAGAAGGCUGAUUUUAGGAACGUUAGAUUCCUCCCCAAAUUUCUUACAGAAGCUGGAAUUAUCAUCAAGAGAAGCCAGACCCGUAUAAGUGCAAAAGCUCAGCGUAAGAUUGCAAGAGAGAUAAAAACCGCGCGUGCGUUUGGGUUAAUGCCUUUUACAACAAUGGGUAGAAGACCAUUCAUCUUUGGCAGAAGCGCAGGGGAGCAUUAUUCGGAGGAGGAAUAUUUCGGCUUUGUGAAACAGAAGGAUGAUGAGCCUGUUGAGGAUAAUGGGGAUGUUGAGCCAAAUGUGGAGGCUGUGUAA